Molecule: messenger RNA, 1624 nt
Organism: Suillus paluster
Lineage: Eukaryota; Fungi; Basidiomycota; Agaricomycetes; Boletales; Suillaceae
Exons: 3
Coding region: 13-1458 (481 amino acids)
Biological process (GO): cellular response to oxidative stress; protein N-linked glycosylation
Cellular component (GO): endoplasmic reticulum membrane
Source: RefSeq, a predicted model, not a curated record
CCAGGAUCCAAAAUGAUGACCGCAGCACCGACCUCGUCGAGUCUCGCAACAAGCAAGUCUCGUUCAAGACGACGGUCGCAUACCUUGAAGCUAACACCAGCUUCCACACCAGCCUUGAGCUCGUCGUCGCCCUCGUCUUCGCCGUCAAGUUCGCCGUCCUCUUCUUCUUCCUGCUCGUCCUUAUCCUCAUCGCGAACCACCUCGUGCUGCAGACCACCCUACGUACCUUUGUGCGACUUGUUUACCCCCGCCGACACUCGCGCACACUCAGCCUCACAGACACGUUGCUCCGCAAAGUCUACGCCGGCAUCACCACCACGGAAAUUUUCACAUAGUUUUCUCGUUUCGCCUCCGCCGACAUCUUUCCUCGUGCCUGUUGGAAUGCGCAAUCACCACCAUCCACGGGAACGCGGCUUGCUCUCCGAGAGUCGCGAUCAGGAACUGAGUCCAGACGAUGAAGAAGAAGACACAACUAAUGUUAUAUAUGCUGCUAGACGUACCCGAAGUAGUCAGGACAUCCACCGUCACACUAGUACACGAGUAGCGAAGGACUCACGUGCCAGUGGGUUCAGUACAUUCCUGAGUGUGGGUCUUGGCUGGCGGAAGCCCAAGUCAGAGCAAAUAACCACUGCUCCUGGACAAUUGGGUGCGGGUGAAACAGAGACUGAGGCUGACGAACCUCCACGACAUCUUCCGACGACGCGUAUCCUACCUGUUUCAGAGCCAUUGGUUCCACCAAGCACUCUCACUACUCUAUUGUUCGAGGCAUCGCGCCUCUUGUCUGUCGUCCCUGCUUCACUGGGCGCACUAAUAAACGCCUGGUGCGUGUGGAAUCCUCCAGGUUUGUACUCAGAACACUCUCGAAUAAAUUGGGAGCCCGGUAGUUGGGGUCGUAUCACCCUACCGGACAGAGCGGAGUAUCUCCUCGCCGUGCUGUGGGCGUUACUAACGGCGCACCAAUGCCUCCAGUUGACAACCGGACUCCUUCACCGGUGGCGCGCCUACUACCCCCCUUUAUCUACACUUAUACGCCUUCUUGCUUUGCAGGCCAUUUGUUGGCCUGCAACCCACUUUACUCUCGGAAUCCUUGGUGGACUGGGCUUUAAUGUCGAUGCCGCAUCCUCUACGCUAAGCAUCCUAGACAACACACUGCUGCGUUGGACUACUGUACGUCCGGAUGUGUGCUGGGCCGUCAUAGGGACAACGACGUGCAUCUCUCGCAGCAUCCAAAUAUGGGUGACAAGCAACCUUCUCUCUUCAGAUACAGGCACUCGCGCGUCAGCUGUCCCUGAUCGUCUACGGCCACAUGUGAAGCUUAAGAGCGAGGAGACACGGAAGGUAGUUGGACGCCGGUGGGAUUGGGGUAUUGUUGCAAGAGUGUGUAUGUUACCUGCAGGGUGUUUGUAUUUUGUCAUGGCAUGGGUUGGUGCAUGGAGGAGAGAGACUUGGGGCUGCUAGAGCUAUAGAUUGCUUCCAUUUGUACACUUGUGCAGUUUUACCGUGUUGCAUGCGUCGACGUCGCCGACUUGUACAUCAGAUCAAUAUGCUAUGAUCAAUCUCCUGGGUGAUCCGCUCCGAGUACAUAUAUAUCCUGACAGGGGUUGGAUUACUUACAGCAAAUGCG